AAAAUUAGUGUCAAAAGUUUACACAUGUUAUGUGGCCUCAAGGAAAUGAUCAUUUCUGCAAAAGUGUAAAUUCCUAUGCAAAGCAAUUACAAAAACUAGACUAAGUUGUGAAAAGAAUGUUGUUUGAGAGCUAUGGACUGGAGAACAAGAAAUUAGAAUGUUUACUGGAUUUAACUGAUUAUGUGCUCCGAGGUUACAAGUACAGAACACCAAAAGUUGGUGAAAGCAACUUGGGAGUGGCUCCUAAUUCAGACACAUCUUUCCUAACAAUACUAAAUCAGAAGAUAGAAGGCUUGGGGGUUAAGCUCAAGAAUGGGGAAUGGUUUGAAGUUGGUGUUUCAUCCUCUUUGUAUUUGGUUAUGGGUGGUGAUGCAUUGCAGGUGUGGAGUAAUGACAGAAUACCAGCUUGUGAACACCGAGUCUUGGUAAACUCAAAGAUAGAUAGAUACUCUACGGGGCUGCUUUCGUAUGUUAAUAACAUAAUGGAACCACAAGAGGAGCUUGUUGAUGAGGAAAACCCUUUUUGUUACAAGCCUUUUGACCAUUACGGGUACCUCCAUUUCUUUCUCUCAGAUAAAGCUCUGAAAUCUACUUCACGUAUCAAAGCAUAUUGUGGAAUCUAACACACAUACAUUGUGAUGUACUUGGAUGAUCCAUGGUUUUAAUUUCAAUUGUGCAAACCCACUAGAACUUAAAAAUAUGUUUGUGUUAGUUUGUGUGGUGUCCUUAUGAUUCUAAUGUCAUGUUAAAAUUUACGUUUCGUAUUAUUAUUAAUGUUUUAUAUGUGAUAUGUUAUGUUUAUUUCAGUAAUUUUUAUGUAAUAUAGUCGUCAACUUCUUGUCGGAUGAAUGCGACAAAAGAGUAAUGUGUUAUUCGAUCAUCUGAGAUGAAAUGGACAAACUCAUGUUUGUGAAUUGAGAUUACAAAGCGUAAUAGGUGCAAAUCAGUGAUAUAUUUGUAUUUUGAGUUUAAAUUAAAUAAUGAUGGUAUAACUUGAAAUCAUUAUUACCAGUGAUAUGAUUGUUAUAAAUAGACAAACACAUUCUUCUAUUUUAAAAGCAA
Messenger RNA from Arachis ipaensis, 1062 nucleotides. The record is from RefSeq and is a predicted model, not a curated record. NCBI's taxonomy places the organism in Eukaryota, Viridiplantae, Streptophyta, Magnoliopsida, Fabales, Fabaceae.